Mauremys mutica (yellowpond turtle) is the source of this 4212-nucleotide messenger RNA. RefSeq lists its product as uncharacterized. The transcript is spliced from 2 exons. Lineage: Eukaryota; Metazoa; Chordata; Testudines; Geoemydidae. Bases 526 to 1497 code for a protein of 323 amino acids. The record is from RefSeq and is a predicted model, not a curated record.
AACCUGCUGCCUAUUCAUUUCAUUGGGUGACCUCCUAGUUCUUCUGAGGGGGAGUAAAUAAUACAUUUACUUUCUCCCCACUACUCAUGAUUUUACUCUACCGUAUCCCCUCUUAGUCAUCUCUUUCCCAAGCUGAAAAGUCCCAGUCUUAUUUACUCUCCUCAUUGUGCUAUAAGCACAGCCCACUCCUGCAAGAUGCUGAGCACCUAGAACUCACAACAGAGCCAAUGGGAAGUCAGGGUACUCGGAAGCUCAUAACCAGUAAUUGCAACAUCAUGGGGGUUAGUACAUCCCUGGGUUUUCAAGAGAAUUCCAACAAGGCAGAAGGGUCUCAGCAAUGAGUGAACCAAGCUUCCUGGCAUAGAGGGGAUCAGAACCCAGGCUGCUGGCCUCAAACAGGAGGGACAACGGAGGAAUUAAGCACUAAAGGCUGUAAAUUAGCACUUCAGGCCUCUUCAAAGGCUCCUCAAACAGCCAUGGCCAUCCAAGGAAAGCCACAUACUCUUCUGAUUGCAAGGAGCACCUAUGGUGUGGCCCCAUCUUGUCAACAUCCCGCUGCCACCUGAGGAUACUCUCCUGGGGAGGCCUCUCCUCACUCUGCUGAUUGUAGCAUUACGAUUAUACCUGUACAUCCGAUGGCGUAAGCCCCAGCGAACCAGGGGUUUGCACACUCACGUGUCGAGAGGGGCUUCGUCUCUUCUCGACUCAGUGACUUUGCGGUCCUGGACCACAAGCUCUUUGAGAUGGCACCCACUUCGCGCUUUGUUGCGAUUUGGGUUGGGAGUGAGGAGGCCCCAAGGGAAAGAUGAAUUAGAUGUGAUUUGGCAAGAUCACCUUGAUAGGAUUCAGUGCCUGAAAAAAGCCCUGGGACUGGAUGCUCAAAAAUGUCCUCUGUGCCUCUCUCCCAUCCACCCAAGCUGUCUGCUGCUCCUGUCUAGGCCCUGCCAUCACUUUCCCCACUCCCUCCUCCCAGGUUCCAAGCACCUUCUCUUCUACCAGCUACCCUUCCCCAUAUCCAGGGUGAGAUUCUGGCUCAGAUCCUCAAAGGUAUUUAGCUGCCUAAAUCCCAUUGAUUUCAAUAGGAGUUAUGUGCUUAACCAACUUCAAGGAUCUAGGCCUCUGUCCCCAUCAGAUACUGAAUCGGAUACCCAUACACAUACCCAGUUAUGCCCCAGGAUCCAGUCAUUUUGCCCAACUACAAAGGUAGCAAUGAAAUCCAGUUCCAUCCCCCCUUCCCAGCCCCUCCGCUGUGGAUUUUUUUUCCAACACAUGAGCACCCAAAAUGCUGCUGGCUCAUGCCUGCCUUUGCUUCCCCUUCAUAAACAGCACCUUACAAUGCACCAGGGUGACCAGAUGUCCCGAUUUUACAGGGACAGUCCCACUAUUUGGGACUUUUUCUUAUAUAGAUGCCUAUUGCCCCCCACCCCCGUCCCGAUUUUUCACACUUGCUGUCUGGUCACCCUACAGUGCGUUCUCUGGGAGCUGCUGGAAUCGUAACAGGCAAGGUGAGCGGCUAAAAUUGCCCAUCCCAGCCUGGUCUAUCGAAUCAGGCGCCUCGUGAUGUCCCAGGCUCGCAGUGAGCUGGAAGGGCUCACCUUAACCCUAGGUCAAGCACAAACUGACCAGGAUCACUGCUGCCUGAGCUCCACCCUCCUCCCCAAGUCACAGUGUUAGAGCAGAAGAGGAGCUCUCAGGGCUCCUCAUGCCUAACAAGCCAGUUUGCCCAGCCAGGUGCUGUAAUAGCACCAGACACAGCCAAGCCCCCCCCCCCCCCUUGUUGUUCCAAAGCAGGAAGGAAUAAAGCCUGGUGACUCCACCUCCUCAAAAGCAGGAAUCAGCUGCUGUUUGCCUACAUGCAGCUCCUGUGGGAGGGGAGAAAGCAAACAUUCCUAUCCGCGUGCAGGAACACGCCUGGGGGCUGCAGUAGGAAUGAGACUGCAGCUAGCUGGGGACCCACGAGAACCCUCCGUGCAUGGGGUGUUGCAGCAUCUUCCUCUCGCCUCAGGCACUUCGACACCACCGCAAUGGGCCCACCAGAACCACUUCAAUUUCCCUUCACACAGCCCCUGUGUGCGUGAGAAUCUUCUCGGACUCUGCUUGCAGAAAGGAGGCUGUGAGAGGCCACAAGGGAGCAGGGCUGCGGGAAGGGAAAAGGAAGUGAAGCCAGGCCAAUUGUGGUAGGGCUGGAAUGAGACACCAGCCAUUAUGCUUGGGGCUUUCAUAGCUUCCCUGUGCUUAAAUGAAAACCUCGGGCUGGUUUGACACCACCGCGGUGAAGUGGAAGCCACACUAACAGAAGCCCAGCUCAGAGAGGCCCAUCAGAGCUUCCUUGUAAUUAGUGCAACAAAGCCGUGAUCACCUAGGACUUUAUGACAGCCAUGCAGAGUGUCACAGGGAGAGAACACAGCUUCCCACUGCAAAAGCCAGAAGCCCUUACCACUUAGGAGAAUCGCUGUUAGCAGUACAAGGCCCAUGACACAUGGUUGGGCAGGGCUGACUCCAUCCAGCAGUGCCUAGACACCAACCAGUGUGUUAUUCUUUAUUCUUGAGCAACCCUUUCAUGCUGAAUUUGCAAACCAAAACAAAUUUGAAGCGUAGUUAGCUACAAGGAUUCCGUUGCCAGAGGAAAAUUAGGCGCAACCCUGAUCCACCUUUUGCUUUCUUACCAUGUGUGUGAUCUCAGUCAUGAAGCCCUGUUUCUGGCCUCUCUCCUUCCUAGACACUUGAGAGCUGAUAAACCCAAUCUCUCUUCCCAGCUAAAGGCUUUUGAUAACAGCUGAGCAGCAACAGAAAAUGGGCGAGCCUCACCCUUCAGAUUCCAGGUAAAAGGGUCUAAUCCGAAGCCCACUGAUUUCUACGCACCCUACUUUCCAUUAACCCCUCUAUUUUAAGGUCUGACUACAAACCACCUAAUGCUGGAGCUAAGGCAUCAAAACCCCCUGCUGCUCCAGUUCAACAGAAUCACCACUUACAUUGUCAUCCACUGCAUAGGUGUUGAUGAAAUGAGCCAGGAUGUUACAGCACCACAAGAAGACCACGUCUCCCAGGAUGUGAGGGACUAAACCACUGAAAGAAUAAGAACAUGAACAUAAGGCAGAGAAAGUCUCCUGGGCAACUAGGAUGGGAGAGAACACCGCAGAAGGGCUUUGGAAACUGGGUUUGUUCUUGAUUGUAUAUUUAAGUCAUGUAUUACUGAUUAAAUAUGCCAAACUGACAGCCCUGAAAACAGAAAUCCUGCUUAUUCAGGUACAACUCAGGUAGUGGCAAUGAAAGCUUUCCCCUGCCUCUCCCUCACUAACCCACAAAAAUGGGCCUCAACCCUGACCAGCCACGGACAUCUCUACAAGGGAUGAAGAAUUCAUUCUUCACACAUAUUUGGUCCUUGAUCUCCCUGAGCGCGACAACAAGGCUGCUCAUCAGUACCAGCUGCGGUGGCUGGUUCUCAAACCUGGGUUCUCUGCAUUGCAGAAGAGGUUUUGUUUACAGCAGUAUAACUUACACCCGAUAGUCAUCCCAUAAUAAACAAACACUUUUGGCAGCGAAGACAAAGCCCUUGACACCUUCACCCUAGGAAUGAACUCAAACUGCAGGGAGACGGACUGAGAUGAUCUAACAGACAUUAGAAUUGGAGGCCCUUCCCAUAGCUAUGAACUGGACUAAAAACUACCAAGUCAUCUCAGCCCACUAAACAGCUGCUGAGCAAUGCCUUUUGGCCACUACCAACCUAUGGUGGAUCUGAAUAAGUGAUCUAUAAGUAAAAGGCUUCAAAUCCCAUGAUCAGCCCAUCCCCCUUGUUCUUCCUGAAGCACCAUUUCAUUGGUUAAUCUCUAUUUUGAAGUCUCAACAAGAUUCUUUGCUUGAUAAUUUCCUGUUGGUAAGUUUGUUUCUGCCUGCAUUUCCUCAGCCUUUUCACAAGGCCCUCUUAGAAGGUGGGAAAAACUAUUUCCUCUUCAGAUUUUUCUGUCCCUUUUACCAUUUGGGGAACUACUUUCCUGCCACUAGCACCAUUUUAAGAUGAACAGUUUGCAGCCCUUUUUAGCUACAGAGGUUCAUUAAAGGCUCUUUUGAAAAUGGGUACAGCCAGUUUUGCUCAGCGUAGGGGCACCACCAUUGAAGUUCUGCUACUUUGAAGCCCCAUAACAGAACGUUCCCUACACAGUCUGGGGCACGGCCAGCCAGUCCUGCAUGGACCGUGCAGCUGGAAGCAUUCCA